Molecule: messenger RNA, 5361 nt
Organism: Zychaea mexicana
Lineage: Eukaryota; Fungi; Mucoromycota; Mucoromycetes; Mucorales; Lichtheimiaceae
Exons: 10
Coding region: 1-5361 (1786 amino acids)
Biological process (GO): protein polyubiquitination; proteasome-mediated ubiquitin-dependent protein catabolic process
Cellular component (GO): nuclear speck
Molecular function (GO): ubiquitin protein ligase activity
Source: RefSeq, a predicted model, not a curated record
AUGGAUAAUGCUCCAGAACAAUCAACAGUAGAAUCGGGAAACACUGCCACUACCACUAUUACACAAGAUAGAACACCCACACCAGCUGAAACUGCUGCGGGUGCGAAAGCAAAAAGUCGACAGCAACAGACAACAUCCAAAAACAAAAAGGCGUCCGGUAUUGACAAAUCAAGCAAGAAAGGCAAAGCAAAGGCCGUAAAGUCAGAUGCCGACAAGCAGCUUGAUAGAGAGACUACAACUACAGCUACAACAACAACGUCAGUAGCAACAAAACGUCAGCCUGGCAGAAGAGCCAAGAAGCAAGCCGAUCCAGAAGGACUGCAAUCACAUGAAACGGAGUCGGAUACUGAGAAUGCUCCAGUUUCAUAUUUCGGUUAUUUUGAAGGCGGCGAUGUUCAGGAAGAACACGAGACGAGCCAUGUCACGUUUGACGACGAACCGCCAGAAGAAUUUGGACAUGGCGAUGGAUGGGAUGACGAAGAGGAACGUUAUGAAGGAGAGGACGAUGAUGAAGAUGAAGACGACGAAGACGAAGGCGACAGGGAUGGUGAAAUGCUCGAAAGCAUGGACGACGAAGAUGACGAAGAAGAAGAAGAAGAGUUGGACAGAGUACGACGUAACUUGGGUCUGCAUAUGCAAAGUACAUUUGGCGGCAUGAUGUCGGACAUGAGCGGUCGGCUGCGUUCUAUCCUCCAAAGUCUCAAGAACGACGAUCCGACCAUGCAGUUGGUGGCACUCCAAGAACUUGCAGAGAUCCUGUCGGUGAGCAGCGAAGAUAAUCUGGCCGGGUACUUUGCAAGCGACAGUUUUGUCAAGGAGCUUGUGCGAAUCAUGAAGGGGCCCGGUGACCUGCUAGGACCCGGUGUUGAUAUGGAUGAUGACAUGAUGGUUGCCCUGGCUAUGAGUGAAGAUCUGGGCGGUGGGAAUCCAGAGUUGACGUUGCUUGCGUGUCGGUGCAUAUCCAACUUGCUCGAUGCUUUGCCUACGGCUGUCACCAGUGUGGUUUAUCACGGAGCGAUCGGUGUCCUUUGCCAGAAGCUAAAGUCGAUUGAAUACAUUGACUUGGCCGAACAAGCCCUCUGCGCACUGGAAAAAGUAGCAAGCCAUCUCCCGCGUGCAGUCGUGCAUGAAGAAGGUCUUGCAGCAGCUCUCAUGUAUUUCGACUUUUUCAGCAUUCAUUCCCAACGAACGGCUUUAAGAACGGCUGCAAACUGUAUGCGAGGCGUUGACAAUGAUUCGUUCCCACAAGUGAUGGAGAUCAUCCCCACUCUUCUUAACACUGUUUCAUACCCUGAUCGUACUGUUGUCGAACUUUCGUGCUUGUGUUGGGUCCGACUUGCUGAAAACUACCGUGGUAGUAGUGAGAACCUUGAAAAGGCUGUGUCCGUUAGCCUUCUGGAAAAGAUGAUGGCCCUCAUACCCGUUCCUGGAAACACCAAUUUGGUGCGGUCGUCUACUUUUACCGACAUCCUCCGCACAUUCCGUGUUGUCGCAAAAGGCUCCCCGACACUUGGCUUGGAAUUGCUUAAGCUGAAUGUUGUCGACAGCCUUUACCAAGUCUUGACUGGGUCAUCCAAACCCGAAGAAGACGUUUCUGUCUUGACACACGUCUCUGUAGACAACAAAUGGCGCGACUCAAUAUAUGCAAUCCUGCGAAUCUUUGUGGACGUGCUUCCAUCACUGCCAAGAGAUGACAUGUUUAGUUCCAAGCGAUUCAGAAACAACGACCCAGUAUCAGCGCGUACACGAUCGGCAAACGCCAACUCGGAAGAACUUCCGAUUCUCAAGGAGAAAACAUCCAGAUCUGCACAAACAGACCCACGCGUCGAUUUCUUGGAAAAGAAUCCCGACUUGCUCAAACGCAUCGAUACACUUCUAUUCCCUGUUCUCCUGGAGAUUUACACGUCAACAGUCAACCUACGUGUUCGACAGCUCGUGUCACACUUGUUUGUCAAGACAACCCAUUUUUCCAACGCUGAUACGUUGCAGCAGGUGUUACGAGACAUCCCUCUUUCAAGUUUCCUCGCUGGCAUUCUUGCGCAGCAGGAACACGCUACCCUGGUCAUCGAUGCCUUGUUUGAAGUUGAACUGCUGCUUAAGAAGCUACCUGAUGUCUACCGCUUCCUCUUUGAACGUGAAGGUGUACAGCACGAAGUCGAAACGCUUGCCAAUACAUCAUACUCUGAUGAAUCACAGACCGACGAUGCUAAAGAUACAAGCAAAGAUGCGGAAAGUUCGGGUGAGCCAUCAAAGGACACAUCGGAAGCCGCCACGUCAUUGGAGAUCCUGCGAAGCAUGCAAGAAGCUAUUCGUAACCAUGCAACCGAAACCAACAGUGAUGACGAAGAAGAGACCGAGAAACAAGAUCACGAACAGCAGCAACAGAAGCAGACUAAAGCAUCUGGGUCAUCCGAUACGUCCAGCGAUUUUGCACAGCCCAACAAAGAUCAACAGCAGCAAGAGCAACAGCGCGCGCAACAAUACAGUAGUAGCAACACUAGUGCUGCGGAUGGCGAGCGAUUGUCACGCAAGCGCGUGCUGGAUCGCAGCGAGCUACACGCAUUGCUACGCAGCCGAUUCGGUUCUGGACAGGUUUCAUCCGGUGCCUCAGAAACCGAGAAGGGUAUUGGCCGUGGAUCGACACGCCGGUACGUCAUCCGCUUGGCCCAAAACUUGCUACGAGAAUGGCAAAUGCAGGAACUGGAGGACAUACAGAAGCCAGGCCGUGCGCUCGAAGAGAUUCAGAAUAUCGCCCAAGAGCUAACCGGAUCGUCCAAGGACCCAUGUGCAGAGAUACCUUUGGCAAACCUUAUACAGUAUCUGCAGAGCUCCACGAUGGGUGUCAGCAGCUUUGAAUUGAUGAACUCGGGAUUGUUGGAUGCGCUGUUGGGUUACUUGACGAUCGAACGAAAAGACAAUAACUUUGCAAGCGAUUUAGAGGACCGAAGAAAAGCAUUCAGCAGUCUUUUGUUACGCGCCGACACUAGCGCACAAUCUGGCACUAUUAACCCAAUCCGUGUGCUCGUGAUGCGUCUACAAGAAAUCGUCAGUCGGUUCGAGCCGUUUGAGGUUGUUACUCCCUUGGAGUCGUCAUCUUUGGGUGAUAAUUUCCGUAAUCCAACCAGUAUGCUUGCCAAGCAGCUUCGUCUUCGCUUGACCGGCCGAGGAGAUGACAUUCCAACAGAAUAUCAGCAUCUGAUGGUUUCCACCCACGCAGUCGCCACCUUCAAGGUGUUAGAGGAGUAUCUUUUGACCAGAAUUGCUGCUGCCACUCUUUCAUCUUCAAAGAGGAAAUUUGUCAAGCGGACAAGCAAGAAAACGGCAACAACAUCUUCGUUAUCAGCAGGCGCGGGCGAAUCAUCCAGCACAGGUGAGGCAGAUGCUCAAUCUUUUAUUGACAAGGAGUCACCGCCCCCUGAAGACGUUGAUGUCGAUAACGAAAAGGAAGAGAACGCUGUUGAACAGGCUGGGGGCGAUGCUGGGCCAAUGGAUACUACUGAUGAGAGCAAAGAACCUGCAUCAUCAUCUUCUGCCCCCAAAACUGAUGGCAAAUGGGUCAUUCGUUUCUAUCUCAAGGACACUUUGAUUUCUAAUGACACGACUGUAUAUGGUGCUGUUCAUCAAUACGAGGCCACCAGCGGUAACAAUAACAGUGGCAGUGAUAGCCGAUCUUCAUCUGCAAUCCGCAAUAUCUGGGUCAUGUCCUAUCCUGUCACAUUCGAACGUGUGUGGAUACCAAAGAAAGAACAGCAAGAGAACAACAAUGAACAAGCUGUCCAGCAAUCACAAAAUGUCGAGCGACCAUCCACUUUAAAUGAUGAGGCUGUAUGCACUCAUGCGUUUGAGCUAUUGAAGACGAUUGCAUCACUCACACGACCAUUCAAUGCGUCUGAAACCACUAUUCCAGCACAAGAUUAUGUGAAUCGUAAACUGACUGCCAAGAUGAACCGUCAGCUUGAGGAACCAUUGAUCGUUGCAAGCUCAUGCCUCCCAACCUGGACCUACUGGUUGAUGCAAGAGGCACCAUACCUGUUCCCAUUCGAAACCCGCUAUCUGUUCAUACAGUGCACAUCGUUCGGAUAUUCACGACUUAUCGCUCGUUGGCAGAGUCUCCAAACACGCAACAACGGUCAGCGAGACGAUCAGCAACAUCAGCAACCUAUUCUAGGUCGCAUGGAGCGACAAAAAGUGCGUAUUGUUCGAGCACAAAUGCUCGAAUCGGCAAUCAAGAUUCUGGACUUGUUUGGCAGCGCACAGUCUGUCUUGGAAAUCGAAUACACGGGUGAAGAAGGCACUGGUUUGGGUCCAACGCUCGAAUUUUACGCUGCCACGUCCCGCGAGUUCUGCAAAAAGUCGUUGAAUAUGUGGCGUGAUGACGAUGAAAAGGAGGGCGAGUACGUGGUGGCCAAGCAGGGUCUGUUUCCGAAACCGUUGGGCAAAUUGAGUGAAUCUAGCAGCACCAAGGUGAUCAACUUGUUCAAGACUCUCGGUCAAUUCAUCGCCAAGGCAAUGCUCGAUUUCCGUAUCAUUGAUUUCCCAUUUAGCGAGGCACUUUUCAAGGUCGCGCUAGGAAAGGAAGUACCUAGCAAAACUCUGAUCAAUGAAAUUGAUCCUGUUCUGGGCAUGUCAAUUGAAAACCUAGAAGCAUUCAUCCGGUGCAAACGCUCAAUAUAUGCCGAUACUUCUUUGUCCGCGGAACAAAAGAAGGAUGCUAUCAACGAUAUCCACGUACAAGAUAGUCGAAUAGACGAUUUGUGCCUUGAUUUCACGCUCCCAGGUGACACAAGUAUUGAGCUCAAGCCUGGUGGUGCAGAUAUCCCCGUGACGAUCCAUAACGUGGAAGAAUUCCUUGAGUUGUUGAAGGACAUGGUUGCUGGAUCAGGUGUUACCAAUCAGUUCGAGGCUUUCCGUCAAGGCUUCAACCAACUCUUUGCCAUCGAUGAUCUCAAAGUCUUGACUUUUGCUGAACUAGUCUCGCUCUUUGGCGCAUCCGCUGAAGACUGGACUUAUGCGACGUUGGCUGAUGCGAUCAAGGCAGAUCAUGGAUUUACAAUGGAAAGCUCGUCAUUCAAAAACUUGUUGAGUAUCUUGUCUGAAAUGAACGAUCAAGAGCGACGCGAGUUCCUGCAGUUCACUACGGGUAGUCCAAGAUUGCCUAUUGGUGGCUGGAAAGCGAUGCGUCCUGUCUUCACCGUUGUAUGCAAAACAUCUGAUGCUCCACUUACUCCAGACGACUACCUGCCAUCUGUCAUGACAUGUGCCAACUAUCUCAAGAUGCCAGACUACUCAAGCAAGGAGAAAAUGCGAGUUAGAUUGCUUACGUCCAUGAAAGAGGGCAAGAACAGUUUCUUGCUCUCAUAA